This is a messenger RNA of Siniperca chuatsi (mandarin fish), 2034 nucleotides long. RefSeq names its product coproporphyrinogen oxidase (gene cpox). Gene Ontology annotation, cellular component: cytoplasm; mitochondrial intermembrane space. The coding region runs from base 144 to 1517 and encodes 457 amino acids. Gene Ontology annotation, molecular function: coproporphyrinogen oxidase activity. Lineage: Eukaryota; Metazoa; Chordata; Actinopteri; Centrarchiformes; Sinipercidae. The transcript has 7 exons. The record is from RefSeq and is a predicted model, not a curated record.
UACCGAGGAACUACACGCCCCUUGACUUGAAGCAUGACUGAUAGCACGUAAAGACAACUUCUGAUAAUGUUUUGAGUAAGUAACACAUAUUAACUGCCAACGGCCGCUGAGCACCGAGGAAAGAGCGGUUGUUUCUCCUACAAAUGGCCACCAUUGCCUUUUGCUGUGUAAACAAAACGGCUCGGACUACCGCGAGAAGAUGUUUGAUUUCACAUUUGAAGGGGCUUGCUAGUGCUGGAAAGUCGCAUUUGCCGUUAUCCACCACUCACAGCCCGUCACUGACUUUGCUUCCUGGAACGAGAUGGUUUUCCAGGGGUUCCAGCGUACGGUUCAUGUCCCAUGGGACCGCAGGCAAAUCCGCAGCCGGGCGAACCAGAAGGGGAGCCCUGGCGCUCAGUGGAGCCGCAGCAGUAACAGCAGCAGCGGCAGUAGCGGGGUUUUUAGCCAACGCUAACCACUUUCAGCGUGCUGAAAUGGCAACGAAAUUAUCCCAAGCCGCUGAGGAGAAGGAGCAAGAGGGGGAUAUCCUGGAGAGAUGCCGGGGGUUCAUGUCUCCUCCGGUGACCGACAUCGGUGUGCUGCAGGAGAGGAAAGGGGAGAUGCGUACGAGGAUGGAGAUGUUGAUCAUGGAGACGCAGGCCGAGUUCUGCAAAGCCCUGCAGGAGGUGGACGGUGGGAAGUUCAAGGUGGACCGGUGGGACAGGAAGGAAGGUGGAGGAGGAAUCAGCUGUGUGAUGCAAGAUGGAAAGGUGUUUGAGAAGGCAGGGGUCAAUGUGUCAGUAGUGUUUGGGCACCUGACCGAGGAGGCCGCCAGGCAGAUGAGGAGCAGAGGGAAAGUCCUCAAAGGGAAAGAUGGUAAGCUGCCAUUUUGUGCCAUGGGUGUGAGCUCUGUUAUCCACCCCAAGAACCCACACAUCCCCACAGUGCACUUUAACUACAGAUACUUUGAGAUCGAAGAGGAAGAUGGCUCUAAGCAGUGGUGGUUUGGUGGAGGCACAGACCUGACUCCAGUUUAUAUUAAUAAAGAAGAUGCAUUUCACUUCCACAACACCCUGAAGGAGGCCUGCGACAAGCACCACCCGCAGUACUACCCCGACUUUAAGAAAUGGUGUGACAGAUACUUCUACAUCCGGCACAGAGGAGAGACUCGGGGUAUAGGAGGGAUCUUCUUUGAUGACCUGGACACCCCGAGCCAGGAGGAGGCAUUCAACUUCGUCAAGAGCUGUGCCCGCACUGUGGUGCCCUGUUACCUGCCCAUUGUGUACAAACACCUCAAUAACUCCUUCACUGAUGAGGAGAAGGACUGGCAGCAGGUACGAAGAGGAAGAUAUGUGGAGUUCAACCUGGUGUAUGACAGGGGAGUGAAGUUCGGCUUGGCCACACCUGGCUCCAGAAUUGAGAGCAUUCUCAUGUCCCUCCCCCUCACUGCCAGGUGGGAGUAUAUGCAUGAGCCUGCCAAAGGUACCCUGGAGGCUGAGAUGCUGGAGGUGUUACGAAACCCCAAGGAGUGGGUGUGACCACAGUAUUCACAGGUUUACGUGUCAAUAUGGACAAAACAUCCAGGAAACCAUCUUUGUUGUAUUUUACAAUGGUGUGACCUGUUUGACUAGAUCAGCAGCAGUUAGCACUGUAUUUACCAAAAAAAUAGGAGGUUGUAUUGCACUUGUCUGAAGACUUUUUUUAAUCUGCAUUGGUACUUUUCUCUCCUUCUUAUUCGCUAUGUUUUGUCAAAUCAGCCUUGUUAACACUUGUUAAUCACAUUGGGAUCACAUUACUACUCAUAAUGAGAUAUUGUGUUUUUAAACCUGAUGAUUGUGCUUUGUUCGUGCUUUUAGGACAUCUCACACUAAUGAUGUGCUCGUGUUUGUGUUUUUUCUGUGCCUAGGCUUAAUGUGGCUUGCUCAAUUUGAAGCUGUCAGAGCUCUACUCUUCUUUAACAACUCAUUGAAUGGGGAAAAUAGGGACAAACUGAGCCACCGUAUAUAUGUAUGUGCCACCACUGGUGUCAAAUAUUAAUAAAUGUGGUUUUGACAA